AUUAAAAUGUCUGAAUUUGCAUGCGAUACAUGUGAAAAGCAAUUCAAAUUAAAAAGAACAUUGGAAGCUCAUAAAAUGAUACAUACAGGGGAGAAACCUCAUGAAUGGUAUAAAAUAACUUAUUUAAAUAUGGAAAAGUGCGCAGUGUCAACAACGUUUUAGAUAAUAUUCCUCCUUAUAAAAACAUCAAAGAAUCCAUUCAGGUGCAAAACCAUAUGAGUGUGAGGAAUGCAAAUAAGCCUUCUCUUAAGUAUUUAGUAAAUUUGAUUAGAUAUCUAAUUUGAAGAGACACUAACGCAAACAUUCUAAUGAAAAACCUUAUAAAUGUGAUGAUUGUGGAAAAUAAUUCAUUACAAGUCAGAAUUAUUAACAACACAAUUCAAAACAUUAGUAAGAUCGAAAACAAUAUAAAUGUGAGAGGGGAUGUGGGAAAACAUAUUUCUAUAGGUGUAGUUUGAAGAAACAUGAAAAAGAAAUGCAUUAGAAGAAAGAAAAGCCUAUUUUUACUAGUGAAUCAUUUAAUCAAUAAAUAAAAAACCUCAAAGAUUUCUUUACAUGCAAUCAUCCUUAAAUAAUUCAUAAGAAUCAUGUAGAUGUUUUAUUUAAUGGAUGUUUAUAUUAUUAUAAUGAAGGUAGUUGAAUAUGAUAACUAGAAAAUCAAAAAAUUGAGUAUCAUGAGCUUGUUGAUACUGCUAAAUAAGAAUGUGAUCCAGUGAAAGAACAUUAACAUUUUUAAAAGAAUCAACAAUUUGCAUAGAUAGAUUGUUCAUAAUGUCCUUAAGAAAUCAACUGUUGUUUAGCGACAAAUCAAGGAAAUGUUUAAGAAUAGGAAUAUCCACAAUCCUAUGUUUUACAUUACCAUGGACCAAAUUGUGGACAUCCUAUAGUGUUACAUAAUGGGCAUGUUGAUUAUUUAGUAAAUGAAAUGCUUCAUUUUCCACAUGAUGGACAUUGUGACAAUCAUGGAAUUCUGAAUAGAAUCACAGUAUAAUGAAC
Messenger RNA from Paramecium sonneborni, 996 nucleotides. Lineage: Eukaryota; Ciliophora; Oligohymenophorea; Peniculida; Parameciidae. The record is from the annotation of a GenBank genome assembly.